AAGUAUACGACGUCGUUUCAUCUCUUUGUCUGAUUAAAGACAAACGACGUCGUUUAUCAACGCUUUUUUUAUUAAAAACUAGAAGGGUGUCCGCGCUCCGCGCGGAAUAUUGUUUUAUUGUUGUUAGAUAUGAUUUUUUGGAUGAAGUAAUUAUCUGGUCAGUCUUAUUUGUAAAAAGCAUUAUUUGAUGUUUUAUUGUGUUAUGUAGUAUUAGGUAAUAUAUUAUGUGUUAAUAUAUUAUGGGUUUGUUUUUCAAUAAUGUGUUAUUGUGUGUAUAAUAAUACUUGUGUGGUGAAGUGAGCUUCUAAUGUAAAUUAUAUUGAAUUUUAAUAACUUUGCAUUUACGCAUUUGUUAAUCUUAAGAUUGAUGGUUUUAGCGUCAAAAUUGUAUUUUAAUUUGUCACAUUUUUUAACAUUACUCUUUUAAAUGUUUUGUUGCCCACUCUCCAUAUUUUGACCUUGAGCCGUCCCCAUCUAUGUAAUUCACCUACCUUUCCGGUGUGCGGUGCUUCUCGCCAUCACUGAGAAAAUACUCACCUUUGCGUUCUUGUUAUUCCUCACAUUCAUCUCUUGUGAUAUUAUCUGGUAUUUGUUAUAGAUCAUGCUUAUGAGUUCCCAAUUGUGCGGGUUUUUUUACUGUGUUGUAGGUUGUUUUGGUCAAUAUUGGUCCUCUUCUUUUUUAGAUUUUGGUUAAUGUUAGGAACUACAUCUCGUUGGGUUGGAUAAGAGUUCAAUUGUCUUUGAUGUUGUCUUCCUCUCGUUGACUUGCCGUCGAUAGUCUCUGCUCGUCUUAGUUUUCAAGAUUUGGUUUUUGGUGAUCUGACUUCUAUGCUCUUUUUCAUAGCUCGAGGAUAGCUCCACGGUUUGCUGAUUUUGUUUUGUCUCCUUUUCUAUCUUUGUUCUCUCAUCUUGUUGCACCUUUCAUUGAUGCUCGCUUCUCUGGUGGCUCUUUUUCGCCAUAUUUGCUACUCCAGGUUUGGAUAGUGUUUUCUUCUGCAUAUGCUUUGUGUGCUUGGAAGGUUAUUUCUACUCUAAAGCUUGAGCUCUUGUUUUUCGGUGGUAGGAUUCCAUUCUCUCUCCCUCGGGUUGUUUCUUUUCUUCUCUUGAUUUCCUUGGUGUAGGUGUGCGGAGUUAGUCUUUGGAGCUUUGUUGUCUUCUACUUAGAGCUUUGUGGUUCUUCGCUGGGAUGAAAGCCUUGUAUGUGCUUGUUUAGUUUGUGAGGUGCUUCUUAACUUUCAGCUGGUGGUUGUGAUUCCGGUGCUUGAGGCAUGUGUCUUCUUGUUUCGUGGUGACUCUGGUGUCCUGAUGAUUAUUCUUUUUCUGACUUUUUUGGGUUUUUUGGGUUGGUGCUUGAUCACGCUCCUUUGAGCUCGGAGGAAUGCUUUGUCUUAUAUUUUACUCCCUCUGUUCCAAAAUAGAUGAUGUUUUAGAAAGGUUAUGAUGUUUCAAAAUAGAUGAUGUUUUGAUCUUUUAUAUUAAUUAAAAUUUUAUUGAAAACUGUGUGACCAGUGAUGUCUUAUAUUUAUUUUUAAGGAUUGGAUUAAUUAAUUUUGGUUUAUAUUUUUAAUGUUAUUUUUUAGAAAAAGUGUAUACCUUAAUUCUUGUGCAUACACUUAAAACAUCAAAUAUUUUGGAACAUAAGGAAUAUCCUUUUAUAUUUUCUAACAUCUGCUUGUUCUAUCCAAGAUAUUAUUGGUAAGAUGAGGUAAGUUAGUUUUCUUUGUUGAUUUUUUUUCAGCUCGAAACUUUUGUUGAGUUAGUGUUACUAUAGUAUUUGGCUUUUUCCUUUGGGUUGUGGAAGUUGUAGGUUUAGAUUAUGUGUUGUAUUCUAGUUUUUUUCUUAUUAGUUUGGUUAUUUAAUGAUUUUUAAUAGUAAAACAAAUAUAUAAUUUAUAAAUAAAAUAAUAGAAAAUGAUAAAAUAACAAAAAAUUAUGUUAUUUUUAGUCAAAAACCAAAUUAAAUAUUUAAAAUUAUUUAUUUAUUUAUUUAUUUAUUCAUCUUGAAUUUUAGUGACCAAUAAAAUAAAUUAUCAAAUUUUAUACAACAAUGGUUAAUAUUUAAAGAGUAAAUAGUGCAUAAUUAGAAAGUAUUUGGCUAAAUUGCAAUAAUCUAUAAGAAAAAGGACUUAAAUUGUAAAAAACAAUAUAUAUGAAGGACACAUGUCAUCAAACCCCCUAGCCACUUGUCAUAAGAAGAGAAAAAGCUAACUUUAUAUAUAAAGAUAUGGGUUUCCAACGGCUUGAACUCGUGUACUCGGGUUUAAUGGUAGGGGUUUUUGCCACUGAGCUAGUGGACUUUGCAAUAGAUUUACGAACACAGUUUGUUUUAUUCUCUUCGAAUCCGAGUUAAAAGACAAAUGAAUAAAACGACGCGUUUUAUAUUGCUUUUUUAUUAAAAAGAUGGGCUUCCAUCGGCUCGAACUCGUGCACUCGAGUUUAAUGGUAGGAGUUUUUGCCACUGAACUAGUGGACUUUGCAAUAGAUUUACGAACACAGUUUCUUUUAUUCUCUUUGAAUCCGAGUUAAAUGAAUCAAAAAGAAACGACGGCGUUUUCUCCUCCGAUUGGUAUAAACCCUAAAUUCCCAAAAUCAUAAAUCCAGUUCGCGAUUCAAACUCGAUUCUCUUAUAUCUCGUCCUUAAGAAUCUCGAUUCUCACCUUUCCUUCUUCGAGUAUCGCAUGAUGAGUUCGGGUUGUGAGGAUUCGUCUGUGAAUACGAUGGAAAUUCGUGGUAUCCCGGAGCAAUGCGGAUGUGGUCGAAGAACUGGGAUAUACACAUCAAAAACGAAGGUCGAUCCAGGAAGAACUUUCUUUAGAUGCCCAAUGUUUCAAAAUGAUCACUUGUAUAAAUGGGUAGAUGAAGCUGUCUACGAAGAGGUUCAAGAUGCAUUGCCAAAAGUUGAGUGCUUUGCAUCAGAUGUUAUGAAAAUUAAAAUGGAGAUCGAAAGCAUGAAAACCGUGGAGGAAGAGUUGAAAGAAGAUGUCAGGAAGGCGAGCAAUGAACUUAAGAAGCUGAAUGUGAUCAUGAAAGUGGGUUUUCUGGUGGUUUGUUUAGGCGUUGUGAUAUGUCUUGUGUUGAUCAUGUUUGACAAAGCAGAUGGGUUGUGUUUGAAUAGCUACUAGGAGACUUUGUUUAUGUAAUGGUAAUGGUUUCAGUAAGGUUUUAAGACUAUGUUUCAGUAAGGUUUAUGUUUUACUUCUUGAUUGUUUAUAGAAGGACAAAUGAACACACCAAUGAACAGACCAUCAAGAUAAACAACAUGAUGAAAACACAAAGAUAAUAACCAACACUAUCUUCAUUGAGAGUUUCAAAUUAAAACAGCAGGAAGAGAAGAAAAAAAAAGGUAAUUCUUGUUCCAAAAGCAUUCAGACAGAGACACCAUCAUAAACGACACACAACAAAAGCAUAUUUAAUAUUGAUCUAAAAGAACCAUCUUCCCCACGUUGUUGUCUGUGAUGGUUGAGCUUGUGAGGAUUGGGGAACUUCCCAUCGUGAUGGUUGAGCUUGUGAGGAUUGACCUUGUGAAGAUUGAGGAACUUCCCAUGGUGAUGCUUGAGCUUGUGAGGAUUGAGUUUGUGAGGAUUUAGCUUGUGAUGAUUGAGCUUGUGACUCGCCAAAAUGUAGUCCCGGUAACAUAUAAAUGAAUUGUCAGACACAUUACCGAUAGCUAAAAAACUAAGACCAUAACCAAGACCCUAACCUGAUAUUUCCUUGGUCUGCAUCUUGGUUUCUUAGGUGGACUCUGAACAAAAGCCUUCCGACAUGUAUUCUUGUAGUGCCCUUCUUCUUUGCAAUUAGAGCAUGUCAUUACCCUGUUCGCACGGCUCAGCUUGGUAGUAGACACUGUCUCAUUGGUUCCCUACUUUCGAUCAUGGUUUUUAGGCCUACCAGGCUUGCCAUUUCGAUUAGGUGGUGGAAUCACACCUAAUCUAUUGGUCCGAGGCCACUCUAUCAUCCCAUUUACAGGUCUGAUCCCAAAACUGUAGGUUUCACGCCACUUAGAGGUUGUGUAGCAAGGAGCAACAAAUUCAGAAAGUUU
Brassica napus (rape) is the source of this 4039-nucleotide messenger RNA. RefSeq lists its product as uncharacterized. Gene Ontology annotation, molecular function: zinc ion binding. The record is from RefSeq and is a predicted model, not a curated record. The transcript has 2 exons. The coding region runs from base 2679 to 3122 and encodes 147 amino acids. NCBI's taxonomy places the organism in Eukaryota, Viridiplantae, Streptophyta, Magnoliopsida, Brassicales, Brassicaceae.